Molecule: messenger RNA, 543 nt
Organism: Saprolegnia diclina VS20
Lineage: Eukaryota; Oomycota; Saprolegniomycetes; Saprolegniales; Saprolegniaceae
Exons: 1
Coding region: 63-482 (139 amino acids)
Biological process (GO): retrograde transport, endosome to Golgi; endoplasmic reticulum to Golgi vesicle-mediated transport
Source: RefSeq, a predicted model, not a curated record
GCUGCUCGGGCUUGUAUUCUAUUGCCAUAGGGUUUCCUACGGCGUCGACAAGCAGCAGCAGCAUGAUGGACGACAACCGCAAGAUCGGGACGCUCCUCCUGGGCGUCGGCUUCCUCUUCCUCUUCCUCGGCGUCAUGCUCUUCUUCGACGCUGCGCUCCUCGCGAUCGGCGACGUGCUCUUCCUCUCGGGCCUCGCCAUGACCAUCGGCCUCUCGCGCACCAUCAAGUUCUUUACGCGCAAGGACCGCUGGCGUGGCAUCGUCUGCUUCCUCGGUGGCAUCUUCCUCGUCAUGAUCCGGUACCCGAUCAUUGGCAUGUGCGUGCAGACCUUUGGCUUCCUCAACCUCUUUGGCUCGUUCUUUCCCGUCGCCGUCGCCUUUCUCCGGCAAACGCCCGUCCUCGGCACGGUCCUCAACCUCCCGGUCAUUGGGGACAUUGUCGACAAGCUCGCGGGCGCGCAGAAGCGGGGCUACCAAGUCUAAACUAGAGCUCUCCGCCGCCGAUAUAGUACACACCAAUCAAUACACCCACCAUGUCCUAGCC